Molecule: messenger RNA, 1086 nt
Organism: Ziziphus jujuba (common jujube)
Lineage: Eukaryota; Viridiplantae; Streptophyta; Magnoliopsida; Rosales; Rhamnaceae
Exons: 5
Coding region: 370-996 (208 amino acids)
Source: RefSeq, a predicted model, not a curated record
GAGAGAGAGAGAGAGAGAGAGAGAGAUUCGAGUCCAGUAACCCAGGGGCCCAAUUGUUGUUCCAGUAGUCCAAUAGCUUCUCUUCCAAGUCGCUCUGUCUUCUACACUCACAGGGGAACAAAUUACAGUCAAUCGUCGUCAGUACCUUUCGGUCAGCAACAAUGGGAAACAAAGCUCCUCAAUCUCAAGCUGCAAAAGGGAUCUGUCACCAGCUGGCUACAUGAUGAAAAUUCAGUCCUACUCCAUGCUUACUGGCCAAGAAUGAAGUUUGACUCUGGUUUGUUCGAGUACGGAGGGCAUAAAUGGGCAAGGCAUUGCACCAACUUUAACUAAUUUCAAGCUACAAAUACUGGACAAUAAAAAAAAAGGAUGAAAAUUCCGGUGAGAGUUGGUUCAGUGCUGGUGGUCUUGAUUGGGGUUUGCAAAGUUUAUGGAGCUGAAGGAUUUGAAGAGUUUAUUGUUAAUGAUGCUUCAGAAGUUCAAUUCCUUACCCUCUCUCCUAUGAAGGAUCAAUGCGCUGUGGUUGCUGCGAAUUAUCAAUGGACCAUGGUGAGACAGAGAUCGGUGGAUGCUCUAAUGUUUCUUGGUGGCUGGUUGGGGAGUUCUGUGCGUGUCAUGGGUGAGUUUGCAUGUCAAGUGGAAAAGUUUGUUCAUAGAAUGGCACAAUUCGAGCAAGCAGCGGAGCAGAUCGACAUCGGAAUGCAAGAGAUCGCAGAGGGAGUGCAAAUGCUUAAAGAUUGCACCAACCCUGAGUGCAAAUGUUGUCAGAAAAGGCUUGCAGACGAAAGCUUGUGGGAAAUCAGGUUGUGGGAAUAUUUGUCGGACAGGGCUUGCAGGAUGAAACUGUUUAUGCUUGCAUUCGCAAGGUUGUGGGAAAGGAUGUGGCAUACAUGUCAGCAUAGAUGUUAUAGAUGUCUCACAUUCUUGAGAUGUAGUACACAAAACUUUUACAAACUCAAGGCAUUGUUAUUGCCGCUGGUAAAUAAGGAUUACUAAGGGAGGUGUAUUCGAUUAGGAAUUUAAUAGAUUUCAAAAGAUUUUAAAAGUCCAAAGGUAUUCAAUUAAGAUUUUUAUGGAAUCCAUUAA